Mytilus trossulus (common blue mussel) is the source of this 2074-nucleotide messenger RNA. Its product is annotated as ankyrin repeat domain-containing protein 50-like. Gene Ontology annotation, molecular function: protein binding. NCBI's taxonomy places the organism in Eukaryota, Metazoa, Mollusca, Bivalvia, Mytilida, Mytilidae. The record is from RefSeq and is a predicted model, not a curated record. Bases 152 to 2023 code for a protein of 623 amino acids. The transcript has a single exon.
GUUAAAAGGAGCAGACUUUAAAGAACGUGACAGAGAUGGUCGAUCUAUAGUGAUGAAGGUUUGUGGACACAUAAAUGCAUAAAUAGCAUGUUUGUUGAUAGAGAACGGUGCAGAUUUUCAUAAAUGUGACAGGUUAGGUGUUUCACCUUUAAUGUUUGCUUGUGAACAUGGUCACACAGAAAUAGUUAAGAAAUUGUUAAUCGAUGAGGCAGACUUCAAUAAAUGUGACAUAUUGGGUCAAACAUGUGUCAUAAAGGCAUGUAUGCAAGGUCAUGAGGAAAUAAUUAGAAUGUUGUUAGAAAAAGGAGCUAGUUAUGAAGAAACUGAUAGAACGGGUAAAUCACCUAUAAUGAAGGCAUGUGAACAUGGUCACACAGAAAUAGUGCAGAAACUGCUAGGAAAAGGAGCAGAUUUUCAUAAAUGUGACAGAUUUGGUGUUUCACCUUUAAUGAUUGCUUGUGAACAUGGUCACAAAGAAAUAGUAAAAAAACUAUUAGACAAAGGAGCAGACUUCAAUAAAUGCGACAGAUCGGGUCAAACAUGUAUAAUGAAGGCGUGUAUACAAGGUCACGAAGACAUUGUAAGCAUGCUGUUAGAAAAAAGAGCAGAUUUCGAAGUAAUUGAUAGAACGUGUCAGUCACCUAUAAUGAAGGCAUGUGAACAUGGUCACACAGAAAUAGUAAAGAAAUUGUUAGACAAAGGCGCAGACUUUAAUAAAUCUGACAAAUCAGAACAGUACCCGCUAAUGAUGGCUUGCGAAAAUGGUCACCCCGAAAUAGUAUGGAUGCUGUUAGACAGAGAGGCAAACUGUAAUAAAUCUGAUGAUCAUUACAGCACACCUUUAAUAAAAGCAUGUAGAAUGGAACGUACAGAAAUAGUAAAAUUGUUAAUAGACAAAGAAGCAGACAUUAAUAAAAGUGAUUUUGAUGACUUAUCACCAUUAAUGAUUGCUUGUGAACUUGGUUUUACAGAAAUAGUAAACAUUUUAUUAGACAAAGGGGCAGAAUAUAUAAAGAACAACAUUUUUGAAGAGUCACCUGUUAUGAUAGCUUGUUGCAAUGGUAACACAAAUAUCAUGAAGAUGUUAUUAGAUCGAGGAGCAGACUGUAAUCAUUGUGACAGUGAACAUGCCUCACUGUUAGUAAAUGCUUGUGAAAAAGGGCAUACCAUCAUUUCAAAGUUGUUGUUAGAAAGAGGUGCAGACUAUGAUAAAGUGGAUAACAAUUAUCAGUCGCCGCUUAUGAAGGCCUGUGAAUAUGGUCAUACAGAAAUAGUAAAUAUAUUGUUAGACAAAGGAGCUGAUUUUAAUAAUGUGGACUUUAACGACCAGUCACCUUUAAUGACGGCUUGUGAACAUGGACAUACAGAAAUAGUGAAUUUGUUAUUGACAAAAGAAGCAGAUUUUAUUAAAUUGAAUUUGCAAGAUCAGUCAGCCCUCAUGAAAGCUUGUGUGCAUGGACAUACAGAAAUAGCAAAUAUUUUGUUAGAUCGAGGCAUAGACUGUAAUAAAACGGACUGGAAUGAUCAAUCACCAUUAAUACUGGCCUGUAAACACGGCCAUAUACAAUUAGUUAAAGUAUUAAUAGAAAGAGGAGCAGACUGUGAUAAAUGUGACUACGAGGAUCAGUCGCCUGUAUUUAUGGCGUGUGAAAGUGGUCAUACUGAAAUAGUUAAGGUGUUAUUAGAGCAGGGAUCAGACUUCAACAGAAGGGAUUGUACUGGCCAGUCACCUAUUAGGAAGGCUUGUGAACAUGGUCAUACAAAAAUAGUUGAAAUGCUGUUAGAUAAUGGUGCAGACAUAGAUACAUGUGAUGUGGUUGGUCACACACCGUUAAUGAUGGCUUGUAUACAUAGUCACAAAACAAUAGUUAAAAUGUUGCUAGAUAGAGGAGCAGACUAUAAUAUAUGUGAUAAUGAUGGCAAGUCACCAGUUCAAAUUGCCUAUCUGAAUUCUCAGUAUGAGAUAGUUACCAUGAUUAAUAAACAUACUUUAAUGGAGAAACAAGGCCAAAAGUCAACAUGACAUAAAUGAUGCACUUUCAAAAAGGACCUAGACAACAAGAACAAAUGUAUU